Messenger RNA from Mandrillus leucophaeus (drill), 1639 nucleotides. It is a transcript of the gene ARF4, whose product is annotated as ADP-ribosylation factor 4. Gene Ontology annotation, molecular function: GTPase activity; GTP binding. Gene Ontology annotation, biological process: intracellular protein transport; vesicle-mediated transport. The coding region runs from base 244 to 750 and encodes 168 amino acids. The record is from RefSeq and is a predicted model, not a curated record. Gene Ontology annotation, cellular component: cytoplasm; plasma membrane. Lineage: Eukaryota; Metazoa; Chordata; Mammalia; Primates; Cercopithecidae. The transcript has 6 exons.
CAGCCAGAUCCUAAAGGCUAGAGCCGGAGCUGCCGCGCCAGUCGCCUAGCAGGUCCUCUACCGGCUUAUUCCUGUGCCGGAGCUUCAUCAGCACAGCGGCCAGCGAGACGUGCCUGCCUCCCCCUUUCUUCCUCCGCUCUUUCUCUUCCCUCUCUUUUAGUUUGCCUGGGAGCUUGAAAGGAGAAAGCACGGGGUCGCCCCAAACCCCUUCUGCUUCUGCCCAUCACAAGUGCCACUACCGCCAUGGGCCUCACUAUCUCCUCCCUCUUCUCCCGACUAUUUGGCAAGAAGCAGAUGCGCAUUUUGAUGGUUGGAUUGGAUGCUGCUGGCAAGACAACCAUUCUGUAUAAACUGAAGUUAGGGGAGAUAGUCACCACCAUUCCUACUAUUGGUUUUAACGUGGAAACAGUAGAAUAUAAGAACAUUUGUUUCACAGUAUGGGAUGUUGGUGGUCAAGAUAGAAUUAGGCCUCUCUGGAAGCAUUACUUCCAGAAUACCCAGGGUCUUAUUUUUGUGGUAGACAGCAAUGAUCGUGAAAGAAUUCAGGAAGUAGCAGAUGAGCUGCAGAAAAUGCUUCUGGUAGAUGAGUUGAGAGAUGCAGUGCUACUGCUUUUUGCAAACAAACAAGAUUUGCCAAAUGCUAUGGCCAUCAGUGAAAUGACAGAUAAACUAGGGCUUCAGUCUCUUCGUAACAGAACAGUAAUGGUAUGUUCAAGCCACUUGUGCAACACAAGGAACUGGUCUGUAUGAAGGACUUGACUGGCUGUCAAAUGAGCUUUCAAAACGUUAAAUGAAACUGGAUAUCUAACCAAGGACAUGUUUGAUAAAAUUGGCCUAGGCUUGUUACAACAAAAUUAGUUUGUAUCUUGGUUAUUAAACAGUAUCUGGGACUCGUUUGGGCAGAAUAUUAUUUUGUUGCCAAUUAUUGUUUACCAAGUAUAAUGUUGCUAUUUAGCAAUUGUGCUUGGUUUUAAAGAAAUUCUCCUUGGGAAAAAAAGUAUCCUUUUUUAAUUUUACUUCCCAUAAGUGUAAAUGCCUGGACAUAGCUAUUGUGAAACCUUUAAAUAAAUUGGUUUGAGUGCUUUUUAAGCCCCAGAUAAAUAAUGUUUUAAAGUUAUCUCCUUGCUACUUUACUGAUACCUUUAUCAUUCCUGAGACAGUCUGCUAAUUUAAAAAUGUAGCAUUCCAUUUGUAUUUAUUUCUCUCUCUUGCCAAAAAGAUUUUCUAAUACUGCUUGUACCAGCCACAGAAAGAUCCAAAACACUACUCAGCUCUCUUGCACUGAGGAAAUUUUUUCCCCCUACAUUGAGACUCCUGGCCUACAUCAGCUAAACUUAUACCUUGGUGGGGUUUGGAUUUGAUAGCUAAUUAGUUCUGUGCUGGCUGCAAAGAAUUGAGAUUUAGAUGGUUUUUAAUACUCAGCAGAUUGUCUUCCUUUAUAUUGUGUCUUUUUUAUGUUGCAUGUUGCUUUUGUUAUCAGCCUGAUUUUUUGCUCAGUAUAUGAGAGUUCUGCUGAUGUUUUGUUUAUUGAGCAGACAUAUCUUCAUUAAGAGUUUUUGGAAAACUCAUCAAAUUUGAAGAAUACAUUUUCUGCAUAACCCAUUUGGAAUUAUUCCUAAUAAAAUGAUAAAAUACGUAA